UAUGGCUUACCGGACGCAUAAAGUUAAAGCGUCUGGAAGAAAUUAGACGCAGAAAAGGACAGUUCACUGCUUCAACCUGUAUGCUUGGAAAAACUUGAAUGAGCUGCAUUUUUAGUCACCAACAUUGGCUACUGUUGGAUAACUUUUAUUCUUUUAACAGCUGACAACGUCAGAAUGAACUGCCAAGAUGCUCCAACAGACCUCAUCACAGCAGACUGAUGCAAACUACACUAUAUAAUGUGUUGGAGGAGGCGAGAAACUUGAAUGUUCAUUCGUUUUAUGGAAAACGUGGAUACUGCACAUCUUUGUUUUUAGAUGCUCCAUGCCGGUGUCUUCUCUAUUUUACCCAAAAACUUGCAUUGGAAGUUUUGUCCAGUGUCUGGAGCGUGCAGAGCCUCGUCGGACAGCAUCCCUGUUAAACUAACGGGACAUCUCCACACAGCUGCUCCAAGAUGAGAUGUGAUAAAGUGAUCACCUACUUGAGGAUUGUUGGGACGACGCUGUUCGGCAUUUCGCUGCUUGUGGGAAUCUCUACUGCUUAUAUCAUGGGGUAUAAGCUCAUAACGACUGCAGGCAACUACUUGUCAUUUGGUCUUUAUGGGGCAAUUCUAGUCGUUCACCUCAUCAUCCAGAGCUUGUUUGCUCUACUGGAACACAGGAACAUGAAACGUUCCCUGGAAACACCGAUCAAACUCAACAAAUCACUGGCCCUUUGCAUCGCAGCCUAUCAGGAAGACCCCAACUACCUGAAAAAGUGUUUAUUAUCAGUGAAAAGGCUCACCUACCCUGGGAUAAAGGUUAUUAUGGUUAUCGACGGGAACAAUGAUGAUGACUGCUACAUGAUGGAGAUCUUUCGGGACAUCAUGGGCCGGGACAAGGCAGCCACAUACAUUUGGAAAAGCAACUACCACCAGAAAGGAACGGAGGAAACCGAAGAAUCGUAUGCUGAGAGCUUGCAGCACGUUUCUCGCCUGGUUCUCAACAAUAAGUGUGUGUGCAUCAUGCAGAAGUGGGGCGGGAAGAGGGAGGUGAUGUACACCGCCUUCAAAGCCCUGGGAAGAAGUGUCGACUACGUACAGGUAUGUGAUUCAGACACCAUGUUGGACCCGGCCUCCUCAGUGGAGAUGGUGAAGGUUCUGGAAGAAGAUCCCAUGGUUGGAGGAGUAGGUGGAGAUGUACAGAUUCUGAACAAAUACGAAUCGUGGGUCUCCUUCCUCAGCAGUGUGAGAUAUUGGAUGGCGUUCAACAUCGAAAGAGCUUGCCAGUCAUAUUUCGGGUGCGUUCAAUGUAUCAGCGGGCCCUUGGGGAUGUACAGGAACUCCCUGCUUCAUGAGUUCCUGGAGGACUGGUACAAUCAGACAUUCAUGGGAAGCCACUGCAGUUUCGGCGAUGACCGCCACCUGACCAAUCGAGUCCUGAGCCUGGGAUAUGCCACGAAAUACACCGCCCGCUCCAAGUGCUUGACCGAGACGCCCAUUACCUACCUACGCUGGCUCAACCAGCAGACCCGCUGGAGUAAAUCGUAUUUCAGAGAGUGGCUUUACAACUCCAUGUGGUUUCACAAGCACCACUUGUGGAUGACCUACGAAGCCGUCAUCACCGGCUUCUUCCCCUUCUUUCUCAUCGCCACUGCGAUCCAGCUCUUCUACCAGGGCAGGAUCUGGAAUAUCCUUCUGUUCCUGCUGAUCGUCCAGGUGGUGGCGCUCAUCAAGUCUUCAUUCGCCAGUUGCCUCCGCGGAAACAUCGUCAUGGUCUUCAUGUCCUUCUACUCCGUGUUAUACAUGUCGAGUCUGCUACCGGCAAAGAUGUUCGCAAUAGCCACCAUAAACAAAUCCGGUUGGGGAACGUCUGGAAGGAAGACCGUGGUGGUGAACUUUAUCGGACUUAUUCCGAUAUCAGUUUGGUUCACCAUUCUUUUUGUUGGCAUUAUUUAUACAAUAAUCCAAGAGACACGAACGCCUUUUCCGGAGUCCGAAAAAGUCAUUUUGAUAAUCGGCGCAAUCGUGUAUACCAGCUACUGGGUCGUGUUCUUGACUUUGUACGCUGUCCUCAUUAUCAAGUGUGGCAAGAGGAAGAAAGGACAACAGUAUGAUAUGGUUCUUGACGUAUAGUAUUUCCCAGUGCCCUUCGUCCUUUCUACGUUUACAUUAAAAACAAUCUCAGACUGCUAUCUGAAGGCCGGCUGUCCACAGGUGACAGGAAGUGAGGAGACAUCAUUGCUGCUGUGACUGUUACUAAGGAUAUUCCUUUGACGUGAUAGAGGAUAAACUUUGUAAUAUGUGAGCUUUGACACUCUUGAUGUUUUAGUAUUCCACCAACAAAUGACAACUUCUUUGCACUUUCACGUUCACUCUCAUUAUGCAUAAUGCUUGAUAUAGAACUUUAAGG
Molecule: messenger RNA, 2388 nt
Organism: Sinocyclocheilus anshuiensis
Lineage: Eukaryota; Metazoa; Chordata; Actinopteri; Cypriniformes; Cyprinidae
Product: hyaluronan synthase 2-like
Exons: 4
Coding region: 453-2111 (552 amino acids)
Biological process (GO): polysaccharide biosynthetic process; extracellular matrix assembly; hyaluronan biosynthetic process
Cellular component (GO): plasma membrane
Molecular function (GO): hyaluronan synthase activity
Source: RefSeq, a predicted model, not a curated record